AGAGCACGAAACAGGAGGGGAGCUUGAGUCACUCGCUGGUGGCGGAAUUUGCGUGUAGGAGGCAGGCAAAAUUCAAAGCCCCCGUUGGCGUGUCCCGCCUGGCUCUGCUCUCUCCCUCCCUCUCCCUCCCUCUCCCGUGUCUACUCAAAUCCCAUAUAACCUCGACUCGGGACUCGCCAGCCUCGAUAUGUGGCUGUAGCACUGCCAAUCCAUCGUCGAGCCUUGGAGCCUCCAAGAUGCUCCGCGCGCCAUGAGAAUGCAACACGCCGCCUGCAAGAGGGCCUAUUCGAGCUUGACGAAGCGGUUGACAAAUCCUCGCACCGGCAUACAUGGCUCGAGCUCGUCGUCGUUGCGACCCGCGCGGAGCUACCCAGUUCGCGGUGGGUACCCGGUAACCCUCGCCGUUCCGUAUACCUCGAUAUCCGAACUGCAGAAGCAUAAGAAAAGUCUCGAUCGGGACUUCCUGGUGUCCGUCCUUGAGACCUCCGUCACGAAGCGAGAUGCCAAGGCAUACAUGAACAAGUUCAUACCGUUGCUGGAGAAGAAGGGCGCAACCGGAUUCAAGGGGCGUGCAGCUCGCGAGAGCCAGGAUAAGGCAAAGGCUGUCGUCGGGGAGAUCGUGACUCUAGGCGCUGCCGUCGCGAAGCAAGAUAUCGUACAAGGGCCGAGACCGGAGGGGGAUGUUGCUAUCCAAGCCCCCUUGUAUGUCGCCCUGGUCAAGUUUCGUGCUCCCCAAGAGGUCAACGACGCCACUUUAGAUGGUGUGGGCAAGACCCUCAGCCAACUCCGGAAGCUGGGACUGAUAAGUAUUGUCGUCGUCGACUGUGCCGCUGCUGGAGAGAAGAAUGAGGUUGCACAGCGGAACGCCGCCACCGUGCAAGCUAACCGCAUCGCCAUGGCCAUAGAUAACUACGAUGCGCCGGGGGCACGGAUUCUCGAUCCGCAGAUUUCCAUCAAGAGCUCGGCCAAAGCGCACAAUCUGACGUUUACUUCACACGGUCUCUUCGUCGGCAACACCAACGACCUUAUGGCCGCCCUACAGGAGGAAGUUAUCCCCGUUAUCCCUUCGUUCGGAUAUACCGCCGACAACUGCGCCCUGAAGACGGUUGAUGCAAACGAUGCCAUACUGGCGCUAACUCGUCAACUAUCUGGUCUGCAAUUUUUGGAUCAGACUCCUCAGGACUCUCAGAUGAUUCCCAUAUCCAGAUCUGCCGAAGUGUACCGCCUCAUCAUCCUAGAUCCUCUGGGAGGAAUCCCCGCAAAGAACCGAGCGACUGGAAGAUACCUGUUCUUAAACCUAGAGCAAGAACUCCAAGAGGUUCGUAAAGACUUGGCAGCAUCCGCGCUGUCAAGCUCGAACCCGUCGAAUCCGGCGGGUUCAGACAAUAUACAGCACCUAGAGAACGCCGAGUUGGCCAAGGACGUCCUGUCAUUGCUCCCCCCGACAUCCUCCGCCGUCAUCACUACGCCGCAGGAAGUGGCAAACGAGAGGGCACCAAAGGACGACAGUAUCGACUGGGCUCUUGUCGGCACCAGGCGAGGACAGAACCCCCUGAUACAUAGUCUUUUGACGGAUAAGCCUAUUCAGUCCUCGUCUCUGCCUUCAGAACGUUUCAGGCCCGUCACAUCCUCAACCGGUACGGCCCAGCUCGGCUCGUUGACAACUUUGGCGAAACGCGGGAUGCCUUUGACUAUCUUACCGGAUCCUCGGGUCACCCCGUGGAGACCGCCCCAACCGGGACAGAAGGGCCUCAACUUGACUGAUCCCUGCAUAGAUCUGCCUCGGCUAGUUAACCUAAUUGAGGACUCGUUUGGCAGGAAGCUCGACGUAGAACACUUUUUAAAGAGGAUACACGGAAACCUAGCUGGCGUCAUUAUCGCGGGAGAGUACGAGGGAGGAGCCCUGCUGACCUGGGAGAAGCCCCCGGGCUUGGACGGCUCCGAAGCCAGUAACCCGAAUCGAAUCGUGCCCUACCUGGAUAAGUUUGCGGUGCUCCGAAAGAGCCAAGGCGCCGGCGGUGUGGCCGAUAUCAUCUUUAAUGCCAUGGUCCGGGACUGCUUUCCGGAUGGGGUGUGUUGGAGAAGCAGGAAGGACAACCCGGUUAACAAGUGGUAUUUCGAACGUUCGCGAGGCACGUUGAAGUUUUCUGACAUGAAUUGGGCGAUGUUUUGGACGACUCCGGGUCUAGUCGUCGACGGACAGAAGUUCCAGGACUACCAGAACGUUUGCCGCGGUAUCGAGCCGUCGUGGUCAAAGAAGAAAUAAACACGUUGGAGCGAUAAGACGCCCCGAAUACGUCAAAUGAAGAGGAUGAUGACAUGUGAUGAUGAUGUCUUCGUAGUGUUUUGUGAUAGAGGGAAACACGAUGAACGUGCAUCAACUGUAACUAAGAGCAUCCACGGAUCCGGCGCAAAUCAUUAGGCAUGGUCACCUCUUAGAGGCAGAACAUGGAUGUGCGGGCUUGUCACAUUAGGUAGGAAACUGUAAAACCCUACAUUUCCCUGUGACGAAUACCCAUGCUUCCGCCGCUGAUGGCACGGGCUUACGGGGUUAUGUAUGUGGAGGGGGCACUGUUGUUGUGAUUGAAGCCCACUCUAUCCGCCCUAGUAUCUUGUUUCAUGACUUGGUGCGGGGGGAGAAUACUUUGUCAUAUGUACUGCGAAAGCACGCUCUUUUCUCUACUUUGAUGAUUUGCUCGGGCGCAAUGACUUUUACGUCGAGUAGAACUCGCGGACUGGUCUUUCUCCUCGGGCAGACUCUAGGAGGGGCAACAGGGUCGCUGGCCACAGGGGGGGAAAUUUUGAAAUCAAAUAAAUGAAUUAAGGGGGAGAAGGGAAAGAGAGAAGAAAAGGGGAAAAAAUAUUUGACUGACUGCGUCCAGGGGAGGAUGGUUAGGUGUCAUCGAUCUCGAGGGUUGGAUUGACGAUACCGAGAAGUCGUUUGUAAUAGUUGAAUCGUGGGGCGGCUGGCAUUGGCGGUCAGGAUGCGAAAGCACCUAAGAGACCCCACC
Durotheca rogersii is the source of this 3011-nucleotide messenger RNA. Its product is annotated as N-acetylglutamate synthase. Lineage: Eukaryota; Fungi; Ascomycota; Sordariomycetes; Xylariales; Xylariaceae. Gene Ontology annotation, biological process: L-arginine biosynthetic process. Bases 251 to 2266 code for a protein of 671 amino acids. Gene Ontology annotation, molecular function: arginine binding; L-glutamate N-acetyltransferase activity, acting on acetyl-CoA as donor. The record is from RefSeq and is a predicted model, not a curated record. The transcript is spliced from 3 exons. Gene Ontology annotation, cellular component: mitochondrial matrix.